Messenger RNA from Cryptomeria japonica (Japanese cedar), 1484 nucleotides. RefSeq names its product non-specific lipid transfer protein GPI-anchored 16. Lineage: Eukaryota; Viridiplantae; Streptophyta; Pinopsida; Cupressales; Cupressaceae. The record is from RefSeq and is a predicted model, not a curated record. The transcript is spliced from 3 exons. Bases 449 to 1060 code for a protein of 203 amino acids.
ACCUGCUAAUAGGUCAAGAAUCUCGGUUUUCCAGAAUUUUAUUUCUGAAAUCACUCCUCGGCACCUGCUGACAACCUUCCAUGGAGUCACUGUCGUCAAUUAUUUUCCAUUCCACCGUUUGGUAACUGACAAUUUGGAAGGAAAGUAGCAGUCACCAAAUUGACAAAUUAGAACAAAUUAGAAAUUGAAGCCGGCUCUUUAAUUUGACCUACUAUACCAGCAAAGAGAGGUUUUGUUGGUUAACAACUUAAAAAUGUUUGGCGGGAUUUGGUGAACUUAAAUAUCGUCUGGUUUUUCGUGUACCAUUACACUAAACUUCCGCAUUUCUUGUCCAAGAAGAUUUUCACGCUUUGUUAUUUAUAAAACCCUAACAAUCUCAUUUUUCCACCUUAUAUUUUCUUCUUGUUGAUAAAACUUUAAGGUGAGAGCAAGCACAGAGCUUUCAUCCAUGGCGGGAGGAUCAUUUAUUUCAGCCAUGGCCGUGAUUGUCAUCCUAGCUGGAGCUGGAAUAAGUGAUGUGGCAGGCCAGUCAUGUUUCAACGCAGCGCUUAGUCUGACGCCGUGUUUAAAUUACAUCACGGGAAGCAGCAACGGCAGUCCCGGUGGUAGUCCAACUAAGCAGUGCUGUGACGCCGUUGGCGUGGUUCUCAAUGGCGGAGUGGAGUGCUUUUGCCAGGUCAUUACCACGAGUAAUCCACUCGGCUUUAUUAACCGUACCCUGGCGUUAAACGUUCCAGGCUUGUGCAGGAUCAGAACAGAGCCUCUGAAUCAAUGCGAAGCAAACGCUGGCGUUCCGUUCUUGCCUACUCCUGAGGCAAGCCCUGCGCCGUCACCAGUGGAUUUUCUGGAACCUUCUCCGCCGGUACAUUCUCCCGCGCCGAGAGAUUCUUCCUCGGCAGUUUACCGCCCUGCAGAAACUCCAUCCGAAGCUAUUUCCCCUACCAGUCAUCCUCUCAGUCGAGGGAAAGAAUCUAGCGGAAGUUACCUCACCAGAACAGAUUUGUUCCUGUCUGUAGUCGGAAUUUUAGCAGGACUGAUAUCCGCCAGCGUUCUAAGCUAAAAGUUGCACGAAAUUCCGACACAGAAAGAAUUACGGCCUUUUUUCUCCACAUUAUUUCAGUGAUGUUGCGGACGAAUAUUUAGCGAAUUCAAUGAAUGCCUCUGGAUUUUAGAAAACAGCAUCUCGUUGUGUGCAAAUGUUUUGCUGUUAUUUAAAUGCCUCUUAUUUUGCUGUCUAUGUUUAUUCUCGCCAUUUUAUUAUGAACACUCUGACCUGAUCUACAGUCUUUUACAGAGAUUCUACUUAUCUAUUUAUGAAUUUCUUAAUAAAUUCUGGCGACUUGCAGAAGUCUACUCAACAAUUCAUUGGAUAAAAAAUUAUAUCAAUAGUAUAGAUAUUGAAUUAACUUGUAGCCUUUGUCUGUAACAAACUUUGGUCACCUAAAUUUGCAGAAAUGAAAACGUGUUUGGCAAGAUUUGGUAUA